Molecule: messenger RNA, 2398 nt
Organism: Schistocerca gregaria
Lineage: Eukaryota; Metazoa; Arthropoda; Insecta; Orthoptera; Acrididae
Exons: 6
Coding region: 356-1327 (323 amino acids)
Biological process (GO): regulation of cyclin-dependent protein serine/threonine kinase activity; regulation of transcription by RNA polymerase II
Cellular component (GO): transcription factor TFIIK complex; nucleus
Molecular function (GO): cyclin-dependent protein serine/threonine kinase regulator activity
Source: RefSeq, a predicted model, not a curated record
UAUUAUGUUGUACCACGAAUUCUGUCAAAAUUUAGGCCUACCUCGACGAAACACUUCAAUAAAACCGACUCGUCCAAUUCACGCGUCUCGUUCGCACCGUCCUUGCGUCGCUCUCUUGGCGCUGCUGGCGGCGGACCAACGCAUCCAUCUAAAUGGCCGCCGCCAUUAGACGCUUUGCUUCUCGAGCUCCUUGUGCACUUACUUUGGCUCUCAGACAGCGCUCUCUUCUUCGUCCCCAUGUAGCGUCUUCUGGCGUAAAAACGGAACAGCCUUAAAAACUGAAUUAAACGGAGCUAACAAAAUAAAAUUGACAAAAUUUCUGUUUCAUUCUUUUUGCUACAUAUGUACAAAAAGCAUGCAGUUUGAAGGAUCUACACAUGCCUUGCGCUGGAUAUUUUCAAGAAGUAAACUUGACGAGCUAUAUAAGAAGGCAGACCGGCGUUCAUUUCCCGCAAAUAAGGAGUCCGCAGAUGGCGAGCUUCAGUCCGGUGCCGAAGAGUGUAUGACGGAUGAAGAGGAGGCUAUCAUCGUGGCAAUGAACGAGAAGCAAUUGCUUGACUUAUGCAAUCAUUUGAAAGCGCCAGAAUCGGUUACUUAUACAGCCUUGACAUUUCUGAGGCGCUACUAUCUUUACCACAGCGUUAUCGAGUACGACCCAUCCGAAGUCACGGUUACGUGUCUUUUCAUUGCUAGCAAGGUGGAAGAAAACCGAGAAAUCACAGCCAUGAAGUUGCACUUGACUGUCAAAAAUUUUGAGAUAAAAAAUAUGAUUGAAAUAGAGUUGCCCAUUAUGGCAGGAAUAAAUUUCGAUCUACAAGUCUUUUUACCCUUUCGACCCCUUUAUGGAUUCGUGUUGGAUUUGCAAGAUGUUGUCCCUCAGCCGGACCCGUCUUACUAUUCGAGCUUGUACAGCAAGGCGCAUUCCAUCUUGCUCCAUUCCAUGAGAACCGAUGCGAUGUUCUUGUACUCGCCGUCUCAGCUGGCUCUUGCUGCGCUGAUAUCAGCGAGUCGCUCACUGGAAGACGGAAAGUUCGCGCCCUAUGUCGACCAGUACCUAAAGUCGGCGGGAUUGGAAUACGCAGCUUCCAAGCUGGAGCAAAUGGACAUGAUCAAGGUCAUGUUGGCUGAAUUACCGCCCAUCGAUUCAGUGAAGCGAAGGAAUGCCGUCAGAAAGCUAAAGCUUCUCAGAAGUCGUCUAUCUGCAUCGAGUCUUACUAAAACUCAGGAUGCUGGCCCUGUUCCGAGAAGUGGAGAGUCGCCACAUAAUGAAAAUCAAGCUAAUGAAGAAAACGCGAAAACGGGUAAGUUGGCCGAGGUCGUCAAAUAGGCGCAUUGUGUGACGUUCGUGGGAUUUCUUACGAACAAUUGAGCGUUUCGACGCAUGAAGUGCUCUCUGAGAACUGUUUAAAGGCUGGCCUAGUUCAAUCUCAUCCCCUUCAUGCUCGCACCUCCGGAGCUGGCUGUACUACAACUCGAUGCUGCCGAGCGCCGUAUUGCGGCGUCUGUCCCAUCGUGGUCGUCUGAGCAUCUCAUUUUCAAAAAAAAAAAAAAUAUUAAUCGCAAACGUUUUUGUGCGUAAUGCGCGAUUAGAAUUGCGUCUGGUCUCUCUUGUCGAGAAAGAUGGUGCAUCAGGCACGCAACGAGACGUUAUCUGGCACACACGCCUUCCUUCAUUGAGAGGGGAGGCCUGUAGGUCUGAAGGUGGGUCGAGUUAGAGUACAGAAUACGUGUCUGCGACGAAGAAAUUUGAAGGUGCGUGGCGGCUAGUUGGGAACAGACGUUUUUACCUUGUGUGGAGCUAUUUCGGCUUUCGAGAGCGAUUACAUGUGUGGAGGCGCAUGAAUUGGGUUAUUUGAGGUUGCGCGAGGGUUUUGUCAUCGGAGGAGAAGGCGUGUCUAUUCGCGAGAUUUUGUGCCGAGAAAAAAAAUUUUUUUUAUUCGGAUUGCUUUUUCGGAUCGUUAUUAGUUGUUAGUGGUUGGUCGCGUUGGCAUUAAGAUGACGAAGAAGAGAAGAAAUGGGGGGCGAAAGAAAGCUGGCCGCGGCCAAGUUCGACGAGUGAAUUGCUAUCAGUGCAGCAAUUUGGUUCCAAAGGACAAGGCGACGAUGAGGUUUACGAUUCGAAACAUGGUGGAUGCGUCUACGAAGCGUGACAUUGAAGACAAUGCGGCUAUUCCUGGGUACCAGAUUCCCAAGUUAUAUUUGAAGACCGAGUAUUGCGUAUCGUGCGCGAUUCAUUCGAGGAUCGUACACGUGCGUUCGCGAGAGGACCGCAGAAUUCGAAAUCCCGUCCAGUCUCGUCCGCGAAGUUAGAGGUCGAGUGGGUUGGGGAUUUACGGGCUGGAAUGACAGUACGAGGAGAGGAGGUGUAAUAAAAACAUGUUUGACAAAUUAAAAAAAA